Molecule: messenger RNA, 1191 nt
Organism: Salvia hispanica
Lineage: Eukaryota; Viridiplantae; Streptophyta; Magnoliopsida; Lamiales; Lamiaceae
Product: putative oxidoreductase At4g09670
Molecular function (GO): nucleotide binding
Source: RefSeq, a predicted model, not a curated record
ACACUGAAUAAUUUCAUCGUUUUCGUUUCCUCGCACCGAAGCAAAAAUGGCGGAAAACCAAGACCCAAUUCGUUUCGGGAUCAUGGGAUGCGCCGAGAUCGCAAGUAAAGUGUCCCGAGCCAUUCGUCUAUCUCCCAACGCCGCCCUCGUCGCCGUCGCCAGCCGCUCCAUCGACAAGGCCAACCAAUUCGCAGCUCGCAACAAAUUACCCGAAAAUGUGAAGCUUUACGGGAGCUACGGCGAAUUGCUGGACGACCCUUUUGUCGAUGCGGUGUACGUGCCUUUGCCCACGACUCUUCACUUGAAAUGGGCGCUGAUGGCUGCUCAAAAGGGGAAGCAUCUGCUGCUGGAGAAGCCCACGGCGCUUGACGUGAAGGUGCUCGAUGAAAUGCUUGAGUCGUGUCGGAGGAAUGGAUUGCAGUUUAUGGAUGGGAGCAUGUGGUAUCAUCACCCGCGGACUGCCAAAAUGAAGGAGCUGCUGUCGGAUUCCCAUGUUUUUGGGCGUCUUAAAGCUAUCCACAGUUCUUCAUCGUACCACCCACCGCCUCAUUUUCUCGAAAACGAUGUAAGAGUGAAACCAGAACUCGACGCCCUUGGUGCCCUAGGUGAUGCAGGGUGGUACUGCAUCGGUGUCAUACUGUGGAGUAUGAACCAGAAACUACCCACAACCGUGACUGCUCUACCCAGCACCGUUAAAAACUCAGCUGGAGUGAUCCUAACGUGCAGUGCCUCCAUGCUAUGGGACGAGGAGGAAACUGUUGCAACCUUCUUUUGCUCGUUUCUCGCUCAUGAAACCAUGUCCCUUGCAGUAAGUGCCUCCAACGGGACUCUUAAUGUUGAUGACUUCAUAAUCCCUUACGAAGAGACUGCUGCUGGAUUCAGCUACACGUCUGGUGCUAAGUUUGCCAAUCUGCAUAUUGGGUGGAACAUGAAGCCUCAACACGUUCGAGUGGAGACAAAGCUGCCACAGGAGGCUUUGAUGAUUCAAGAAUUCUCCGGGCUUGUGAAGGGCGUUAAAUACCUUGGAGCUCAACCGGAUACACGGUGGGCUGAAACCAGUAGAUGUACUCAGCUUGUGAUGGAUGCAGUGAAAAAUUCCAUAGAUGAUGGUUACAAGGCUAUCAAGAUGUAAGUUUAUGUGCCUAAACUUGAUGUUUAUAUAUAAGUGAGAUAUGGUUCUUUCUGUUUGCA